Messenger RNA from Aspergillus aculeatinus CBS 121060, 1422 nucleotides. Its product is annotated as transcription initiation factor TFIID subunit 7 family protein. Gene Ontology annotation, biological process: RNA polymerase II preinitiation complex assembly; transcription initiation at RNA polymerase II promoter. Gene Ontology annotation, molecular function: RNA polymerase II general transcription initiation factor activity. The record is from RefSeq and is a predicted model, not a curated record. Gene Ontology annotation, cellular component: transcription factor TFIID complex. The transcript is spliced from 2 exons. Bases 1 to 1422 code for a protein of 473 amino acids. Lineage: Eukaryota; Fungi; Ascomycota; Eurotiomycetes; Eurotiales; Aspergillaceae.
AUGUCGGAGACCCCCCGGCCGUCUCUGAAGCUCACCUUCAACAAGAACAAGGCGAAAGCAUCUGCGCCCUCGACCCCAUCCCAACCUGCCCCUCCGACGCCAAAGCCGACGGAGACUCCCCAACGCAAGAUCACGCUCAAGAUCCCACGGAAACCAUCCGUUGCCGAAGGAGCAGGAGAAGAUGAAAAGCCGAAGAAGAAAAAGCCGUCCAAGAAGCGCCCAGCAGAGGGGCCCGCGGUACCAGAACCGUCCUCCGCCGCCGCCGCCGCCGUCGCGACCGCAUCCGCUGCAGCAGGCCCCAAACGCCUCAAGCUGAUUAACCCGGCCAAGAAACCCGGCGUGCAGUCUAUCCGGAUCAAGAACAAGGGGCUGGUCCCCAAUCGCCCGACCGGUGUUGGCUACGAUUCGGAAGCCUCCGACACGGAGAUCGAUCCCGCGAUCGAAGAGCAGUUUAUCCUACGCAUGCUGCCCGGGGACGACUGUGAAUAUCUCCGCCGUGCCAUCGCCGAGCGCCGCUUCGACCGAUCGGAGUUCUCCUUCAAGCCGCUGACGCGCGAAGGCCGCCGUGCCAUCUUCAAGGUCCGCGACCGCCAGUACGCCGCCGCGCUGGUGGACUUGCCGUGCAUCAUCGAGGGUAUGAAGAGUUGGGAUCGGCGCGGAUGGUACAAGUCUGCGGACAUCUGCCAGAUGCUGCUGAUCCUGGGUCCUGUGGCCAAUGAACAGGAGGCUCUGGAUUAUCCAAUACCGGACGAGGUUUCCCUGACGGAUGACAAGAAUCUGCAGUAUCCGCAUGGUCUGGCGCCGCCUCUACGGUGGGUUAGAAGGCGUCGGUUCCGUGAGCGGGUCAGCACCCGGACGAUCGAACAGGUCGAGAAAGCGGUGGAGGAGAUGGUCGCGCAGGACGAAGCCUCGAUAGCCCCGCCUCGCUACGAGUUGGUGGACGCAGCCUCGUUGAAUCGGAACGAGGGUAUAGUGCAAAGUGGGGAGUAUGAAGACUACGGUGACGAGUAUUACGACGAAGAACAGGAUGCAGAGGGCGAGAUUGAUGAAGGUAUGGACGCUGGGGCUCUCGGUCCGCACUCAGACGCUGGAGUUUACCAGGCCGGCACGCCUAUGGCGACCAAACCCUCCACACCAGCAGCCGACACAUCGGGCGACGAGAGUGACGGAUCGGAUGGUGAGGAUAAUGAUGAGCCGGGCGACGAAAUGGAUGAAGAGCAGCUGGAGCAACAACGCCAGCUACAGCAGCAGCGCGAGGAAAUUGAUGAGCUGGAGGCUUUGAUCCGUGCCGAGACAGUCAAGUGGGAGAAUAUGCCGAACGCCAUUCUUAAGAACAAGCUGGCCAAGCGCAUCAACGACCUGAAGCAGGAUCUGGCAUUAAAGAAGGUAUCCAUCGGAGAAGGAGACGAUGCUGAUGAUUGA